AUGACAAGGCCUAUGGCUCAAAAGGUGUCUGAUCCAGGUAGUUUCACUAUCCCAUGCACCAUUGGGAGUUAUGCUUUUGCUAAAGAAUUGUGUGACUUGGGAGCCAGCAUAAACUUGAUGCCCUUGGCAAUCUAUACAAAAUUGGGCAUUAGCAGAGCUAGAGCGACCUCAAUGUUGCUGCAACUGGCUGAUCGCACAGUCAAACAACCGAUAGGAAUUCUUGAUGAUGUGCUUGUUGAAGUGGGGAAAUUUAUAUUCCCUGCAGACUUCGUCAUUCUUGACUGUCAAGUGGAUGAAGAGAUACCAAUCAUUCUGGGCAUGCCGUUUUUAGCCAUUGGUAGAGCAUUGAUUGAUUGUGAGAUUGGAGAAUUGAAAAUAAGGUUGAACAAUGAAGAGAUAAUAUUCAAUGUUUAA
Nicotiana attenuata is the source of this 414-nucleotide messenger RNA. RefSeq lists its product as uncharacterized. The transcript has a single exon. The coding region runs from base 1 to 414 and encodes 137 amino acids. The record is from RefSeq and is a predicted model, not a curated record. NCBI's taxonomy places the organism in Eukaryota, Viridiplantae, Streptophyta, Magnoliopsida, Solanales, Solanaceae.